This is a messenger RNA of Papaver somniferum (opium poppy), 810 nucleotides long. Its product is annotated as serpin-Z2A-like. The coding region runs from base 1 to 810 and encodes 269 amino acids. Gene Ontology annotation, molecular function: serine-type endopeptidase inhibitor activity. Lineage: Eukaryota; Viridiplantae; Streptophyta; Magnoliopsida; Ranunculales; Papaveraceae. The record is from RefSeq and is a predicted model, not a curated record. The transcript has 3 exons.
AUGGAAACCAAACAAAAAGUAAACCGUAGGCCUCUGCCAUCAUUGGAAGUUCUUGGAUCACAGCCAAAAAAGUCAAAGCUAACAGAAACAAGCAACAACAGCACUGCCAAUUCAUGUAUGAAACUAGUGCAAGAUGUCUGGUUAAAGGAGGCGGAGAACAAGAAUUUUGUAUUCUCUCCGUUUUCAAUCGACAGUGCUCUUGGUUUAUUAGCUUCUGGUGCAAGUGGUGAAACCUUAGAACAGAUAUUAGGCUUCCUCAACUCCGAAAGCCUCGACCAUCUAAAUUCUGUUAACUCUAAUCUCAUCGCUUCGUUAUGCGAAGCAAGAACUGAACCAAAGCUUUCUUUUGCUGGCGGCGUUUGGAUUGAAAAAUCUUGUCCUAUUAAACCUUCAUUCGAAGAACUUGCCACCGCAGUAUAUAAAUCAGAAGCCAAAACGGUGGAUUUCAUAAAUAAGAGCAAAGAGGUGCAGAUGAAGGUGAAUGAAUGGGUUGAAAAGAAAACAAACGGAUUGAUUAAGAAUCUUCUUCCUGACGGAGCAGUUGAUGAACAUACAAAAUUUAUAUUGGCGAAUGCGCUCUAUUUUAAAGGAUUUUUUCACAAGUGUUUUGUGGAAGUUGAUGAAAAGGGAACUGAAGCUGCUGCUUCUACUGCUGUUAGGGCGCAUGUGGUGUGUUGCAUGAUGCGCCCUCGUACACCUCCUCCUCGUGUUGAUUUUGUGGCAGAUCAUCCUUUCAUGUUCAUCAUCAGAGAGGAGCAAAGUGGUGCAGUGCUGUUCAUGGGCCAUGUUCUUAAUCCUUUGUUAAAUUAG